Molecule: messenger RNA, 8034 nt
Organism: Gadus chalcogrammus (walleye pollock)
Lineage: Eukaryota; Metazoa; Chordata; Actinopteri; Gadiformes; Gadidae
Exons: 4
Coding region: 3905-5293 (462 amino acids)
Source: RefSeq, a predicted model, not a curated record
AAGUUAUACUUUAUUUCCAAUAGGGAGCGCUCUCGAAUAAUGUUUGUAGAGUGUGGUGUGGGGAGGGGGGCCUUGACCUUGGUGACCAUUUUGUAUUUAUUUAGAAUGAUAUAGUCACAUAUUUUAAGCACAAACUGCCCCCACAUAGCCACUAGGAAGCAGGAUCGAACACACAAGCUGCAUAACCCUCACAUAGCCACUAGGAAACGGGAUCGAACACAUAAGCUGCAAUUACUACUCCAACCACAGAUGGCAGCACCAUUAAACAGGCGAGGAGGGAGGAACUAUUACGUCACACCCGCCACGCCCACUUGACCCUAUAAAGAUCGACAGAGAGAUUGGAGUGCAGAACUCAUAGCCAGACCCGCAGAGAGCCUGGGGGCAGAAGGGUCAUAGGCUGAAGUUGGAGGUUGGAAGUUGGAAGUUAGAUUUUUUAUUUGUCAGUGUCACCAUUGAAAAUGUAGAUUUGGAAGUUGGAAGUGUAACCAUUGAACAUGUAUGGAUUUGGAAGUUGGAAGUUAUAAUUUUUAUCAGUGUGACCAUUGAACAUGUGUGGAUUCGGAAGUUGGAAUUUGUCAGUAUCACCCAGACUCAGCCAGACCUUACACUUUCCAAUUUGGAUUUUUUGUCAGUGUACCCAUUGAACAUAUGUUGAUUUGGAAGUUUGAAGUUGUAAUAUGUCAGUCUCACCAUUGAACAUAUGUAGAUUUUGAAGUUGGAAGUGUGACCAUUAAACAUGUGUGGAUUUGGAAGUUGGAAUUUGUCAGUGUCACCAUUGAAUAUGUGUCGAUUUGGAAGUAUGACCAUUGAACAUAUGUCGAGUUGGAAGUUGGAAUUUGUCAGUGUCACCAUUGAACAUGUGUGGAUUUGGAAGUUGGAAGUAUGACCAUUGAACAUGUGUGGAUUUGGAAGUUGGAAGUUGGAAUUUGUCAGUGUCACCAAGAUACAGCCAGACCUUACCCUGCCCAAUUUGGAAUUUUGGUCAGAGUGUCACCAUUGAACAUAUGUCGAUUUGGAAGUUGUAAUUUGUCUGUCACCAUUGAACAUGUGUCGAUUUGGAAGUGUGACCAUUGAACAUGUGUGGAUUUGGAAGUUGGAAGUGUGACCAUUGAACAUGUGUGGAUUUGGAAGUUGGAAGUGUGACCAUUGAACAUGUGUGGAGUUGGAAGUUGGAAUUUGUAAGUGUCACCAUUGAACAUAUGUCGAGUUGGAAGUUGUAAUUUGUCAGUGUCACCAUUGAACAUGUGUCGAUUUGGAAGUUGGUUAAAUUGUUCGUAAUUCAAAUUUUCACUUCAUCAGUAGAUAAGCCGGUCAACAAUCAAACAUUUAUUUAUUAAUACUGUAACAUUGGAACAUUUAAACAUAUCAAAAAUAGAACAUAUUAACAUAACAACAAUGGAACAUAUCAACAAUGGAACACAAGUUAGCCAAUAUCUGUCAGAACUACCACCAUCUUCCUGGCUCCUUGAAACUUUGUGGCGGGCGGCAUUGGGCCUGUAAUAACCCUGCUUUUUUUCCACCACCGCCCCAGAAAACGAUAGCUUCCUCUUCACCACUCGACAUUUCAGUGGGCGUCCCACUUCAGGUUCCUCUGAGUCAGAUUCCUCCAGUUCCAGGGAGGCCAUUUACUCAUCAAUGGAAGGGUCUCGCUGUGAAGCGGGUGACAUGGGUGUGGGCGGGGUCCCAGUGUUGAGGUCCUCAUCACAGGGAGGGUCUCGCUGUGCAGCAGGUGUGGGCGGGGUCCCAGUGUUGUGGUCCUCAUCACAGGGAGGGUCUCGCUGUGCAGCAGGUGUGGGCGGGGUCCCAGUGUUGAGGUCCUCCUCGCUAGUCGACUCUCGCUGUGCAGUGGGUGACCUUGGUGUGGGCGGGGUCUCCGUGUCAUAGCCAUCAUCAUAAGAUGGCUCUCGUUCCUCCGCACUGCUCGAGUCCUCUUCCUCUCUGGUGUCAGCGUCCUCCAUUAGCGUCUUCAUUCUUAGACCCCUCACCUGAAACAGUUCCGUCACGUUCGGGACAGGGCAGUAAAACUGGUCAGCAGUCGCUACGUCGUGGCACAUUAAGCUUGCCACCCUGGUGCGCUCCUCCUGUGUCAGGUGUUUCUUUGCCUUGGAAGAGGACAUGAAAGUUGGUGUUAAAUUUCAGAGGGCUUUGGUGUAAGUUAUGUCCACUUUCACACUCAAGCCUGAUGGUUGAGAAUGCAAUGCAAGGUUCCACACUUACCUGACUGCUGACACUGGAUCGCACCAUGUUAAAGUUGAUGCUGCCCUUCAUGCCAGCAUCAACCCAAGCGCCAAGGAGCAGACGACUCAAUUUUGAAUGUUGUUGCCCAUCAUGCCUGUGGAUGAGGUAAGGCGAGUCCUUGGAUAUGUCCAUCAGACGUCUCAGCCAACCGUACUCCUCCUCAAAGAGAGCCAUCUGGGCAUGCCCAAAGCUUCUUUGAGUCUUAUGCUCCCCAACCUGAAAGACAAAAUAAACAUAUGGUAGUCACACACAGACACACACACACACACACACACACACACACACACACACACACACACACACACACACACACACACACACACACACACACACACACACACACACACACACACACACACACACGAAAAACAACCAUCUGACGUGUAACUCACCCACACUACAUAUCCAGGGUAGUGUUUUUUAAGUCUAAAAAAUGUCUUAAAUUUCAUGUUCCUCAAUUAAGGCCUUAAAAAGUCUUAAAUUGCGUUACCCAAGUCUUAAUUUUUUAAAGAAGGUCUUAAAUUUCCUACAAGGAUUAGUUUUCGUUGUGAACCGGACUGUAACGCAAGGGGAAAAUGGGGGGCGUUUUGCGUAACGUCAGAGAGCGUCUCAUUUAUUGGAGUAUGCGCAAACAAUACUUUGGGUUUUCGCGCCGGCCGGUGGCAAUCUCAACAAACAAACAGUCGAGAGGAGACGCCACAUCAUGGGGAAGUGUCGGUUUAACGCGCAGUGGCUUUCGGAUCUGAGGGGAAAAACGGUCUGUCUAGUUACUGGACCAGAUGAAAUGAGACGGAGAGGUAAUAAAGUCUGUCGGCACGAGGACCUUGGAUUUAUUAAGUAAAGUGGCAACGGUUAUACAGAGUCAUAAAGCGUGAGAGAUCGAAUAUGUCUAAGUCCCUAAUCAGCGCUGAUGGUUCGUCCAGAGCUUUGCCUCCGUGGAAGGUCUGCUUCAGAAGAAGAUCAAGAGUCCCUGUGUGAUAGUUUUAUGCUGUAUCCUCCUCUCGAUGAGGUGUGUGCGGUUCUGUGUGUUUUUGCUUGACCUUGGCUCUCAGGCCCUGGUAUAUGCAUGUGUAUCUCGUGUGUUCCUCCUAACGGGGGAGAGCUCCUCAAAGUGUCUCCUGUGUCCUCGAAGUAUCUCUUGUGUGAUAAAUUAAUGUGGCUCUCAGGCCCUGGUAUAUGCAUGUGUAUCUCUUAUGUUCCUCCUAACGGGGGAGAGCUCCUCGAAGUAUCUCCUGUGUCCUCGAAGUAUCUCUUGUGUGAUAAAUGAAUGUGGCUCUCCCGUUCUUGAGGAUGACUGGUGCAUUGUCUGAGUGUCUACCAUUUGCCUGGAUGGGGAAAUGGGGCCUUCGGCUCCGGCCUUGAACUGACUAUAUUAUCAUGUUUGUGUUAUGUGUUCGUUGGGUUAGAGCAAGAGUUGACUAUAUUGUAAUGUGUCUGCCAUGUGAUGUGCUCAUCAGGCUAGGGUAGGAGUUAGCUAUAUUUGUAAUGUACAUGUGAUGUACUCAGCAGGUUAUUUUGCCCAACAGAUCCUAGGUACAGUGAUUGGGUGAGGCAGGUGCCGGGAACCGACCUCGAAGCUGUAUCUGUCGGAAGACUUUCAAGCUAAGCACUUUAGGUCAUCUCGCUUUGGAGUCUCAGUCUCACAAGAGCGAAAAACACAAGUCGCAUGCCCUUCACAGCCAGCCGCCCAUCGCUCAGUUCUGCACCGCGGCAUGCACCUGUAAGCGCGAGCAACUUGACCACUGUCGAAAGUCACCAGCACCGAACGAGCCAGACUUCAUCGCCUCGAACACUUACAGCAACAGCACAAGGGCCGAGCAGUGGUGUGAUACAUGUCGGUGGAGCCCCGACACUUCGGGCAGAGGUGAUCUGGAUUUUGAAAUCCAUUAGCGACCACCACUCGUAUAGCUCGAAUGAAGGGAUAAGCGAAAUCUUCAAGGCUAUGUUCUCGGACUCCGAAAUAGCUGCAACGUUCACCAGUGGCAAGAACAAGACCUCGUACAUUACAAAGUUCGGGCUGGCUCCAUUCAUUACGAAGGAGUUAGUUAAAGAGGUCAACGAGGCAAGUGGUGGAUUCGUCGUCAUGUUCGACGAAAGUCUUAACAAGACGACCAAGACGAAGCCAUUGGACAUCCACCUCCGUUACUGGAGUGGCGACCAUGUUGCUUUGAGAUAUCUUGGCUCUCAGUUUAUGGGUCAUGGAAAAGCUGUGGACCUACUGAAACAUUUUAAAGAAUGUAUCACUGAUCUUGAUCAGCGGAUAAUGGUUUCGAUUUCAAUGGAUGGACCAAAUGUUAACUGGAAGUUCUUAGAGCUGCUUCAGCGGGAGCUUGGUGAGCAAUAUGCCGGGAAGCAGCUGGCAGUGGUCGGGACUUGCGGCCUCCAUACCCUCCAUAAUUCUGUCAAAGCAGGGUUCAACGCAUGGCAAAUGGAAAAGAUAUUAAGAGCUCUUCACACUAUCUUCUUAAAUGUGCCAGCAAGAAGGGAGGACUUCAUCGCUGUGACGAAAUCAAGCACUUUCGCCCUACCCUUUUGUGGGCACCAGUGGGUUGAAAACUUGCCUGUUGCCGAAAGAGCCCUCCAAAUAUGGCCCAACAUUCUCAAAUAUGUAGCAGCUGUAAGAACCAAAGAUGUCAACAAUCCAGCCACCUCAUCAUUCGACACCAUCGAAGUGGCAGCAAAAGAUCCUUUCGUAAUAGCCAAGCUGGAGUUUUUCACCGCAGUAUGCCGAACUGUAUCACCAUUUCUUACGAGAUAUCAAACUGAUGAGCCGGUCCUGCCUUUCAUCGCACACGACCUAGCAGAACUAUUAAAGAGCUUGCUGAGGAGAUUUGUUAAAAUAGACCUUCUCCGAGAUGCUACCCCUGCUCAACUAGUCCGUCUUGAUGUCACCGAAAAGGAGGCAACGGUGCCUGUGAGGGCCAUUGACAUUGGCAUUGGAGCGGAAAAUGCCAUUAAGAAAGGAGUGCAUGGAGGGUCUGAUCAAAAUAGUGAAGAAGCUUCAGGACAAAAGCCCUCUGAAAUACCCGACAGUGAGACAGAUGAGUUGUCUUGAUCCAGCCAAGAUGUACACCUCUCCUGAACUCUGUCAGAGCCAGAUGAAAGGCCUAGUUAAACAGUUUAUCCAGGACAAGCAGUUGGAUGGAGGAAUUGCUGCCGGUACAUAAUGUUUCCUUUCAUGAUUAAAAAAAGAUUGUCCUGACAUGAACUGAGUCAUAUUGUUUGAACCUCUUCUUAUACUGUGCAUGACACUGACAUUCUUUUCUCAUUCCUCAGUUGACCUAAUCAUCCAGCAGUUUGCACAGUUUUCAUUGGACGUGUGCCUACAAUCCUUUGGAGAAGCGGCUGGAUGUUUUCCUCCACACUUACGUCAGUCAUCCUUACCCCCAGAUGUGGGUUUUCAUCCAGAAGCUGCUGUUGCUCUCACAUGGACAGGCCACGGUUGAAAGGGGCUUCUCAGUGAAUAAAGAGGAAAUAUCUAAUAUUCAAGAAGACACAAUUGUUGCACACAGAAUUGUGUGUGAUUACGUGACACUGCACGGAGGCGUCUUGAAGGUACCCUUGACACCAGGACUUCUGUCCUCUGUUGUGUCGGCAAGGAGCAGGUAUAGAAUUUAUCUUAACUGAAAAACAAAAAAAGUUAUCAGAAGCCCAAGGCUUUAAACGGAAAGCAGUUGAGGAGCAAUUGCAAAACUUGAGAAAGAAAAGGGCAUCCAUUCAGGAAGUGUCUGACAACCUGGCUAGGGAUGCAGACAAAUUAGCAGAGCAGGCAGAAGGAAAGCAAGGAAGCAAGAUGGCUGAACUAAUUGCGAAAUCGAAUGCUUUUAGAAGAAGCCACAGAGACAAACAGGCUGAACUUAAAAAUAUCGAUGUAGAUAUUGUUGCCAAAGUUGUUGAGCUUAGAAACCUGUAGGUACUGUACUUUUCCCUACAGGUUUCUAAGCAAUCUUGUUUUUUCUGUUUAGAGUGUUCAUUUAUAUUGUGCGUUGAAGCAAUGCAAUUGCUGACAUUUUCAUUGAGUUUGUUUAUAUUGUGUGUUGAAAGUUUGACAUCUAACCCAAAAAUACAGCUACACUUUCACACCAUCACUUUGUGUAUUGUUUUUUUGAAUCUUUUAUUAUCAUUUCUGGGUACAUGGUCAUAACUAGUUAAGAGACAUCAGGCCUCUAGGCCUUGAGUUAGGCCCUCAGUUUGGCUCUUUGGUGAGUGCACACUUAUCCUUUGGCACAUUCAUUAAUGUAUUGACAUGAAUUUUCCAAAAAAACAUGAAUAAUAUAUGCACUGGGGUUUUACGACCGCCUAAUGGGUGCGAUGUAGGUCUUAAUUUUCAUUGAAGUGGUCUAAAAAAAGUCUUAAAUUUGGGGUGAUCAAACUUGGGGAAACCCUGAUAUCCUUCUCCCUUCUGCCUCCAGGACCUCCUUCUUCUUCAAAGAAUUGAACACCACUGGCCGGUGUCCAGUUAGAAUGGCAAGGUAGCCAGUAAGGUAGCCCUGGACCAGGCCAAGGUCCAGCGAUGUGGCCUUUUUUUCCAGUCGAUCUAAUAGGAGAGGAAAUAGAAACCCUAAAUGGGGCACCAUCUCUUCAUGGUCCUUCAGAGGACUUCUCAUUUUCCCUAGUAUGUUUCCUUAUUGCCUGCUAUAAGGAAACAUACUGGGGAACAUGGUAUGUUUCCUUAUUGCCUGCUAUAAAGGUUGAAGUCAGGGGGUAUCGUUCGGAUCGUUUUACUGAACUGUGAGCAUGUAAAGCUCUUUUAAACUGUAAACAGGGAUUCAAGGCUAUAAAUAAGCUUGUACCAGAACUUGAAUUGAACUAUAUUGAAACCUAAACAAGGCAAACCAAAGGAGAAUAUGUUUGUGGCGUACUUACUGAGCAAUUUGGGGAUCUUUCGCUUCGCCUUCUCUAAGAAGCGGUUUUCCACCCCAGCACUCAGCAUGUUCUCUGGACACACGAAAUGAUGGAAAGGAAAUACAUAUUUUGUAUUUCUGUAAUAACAAUAAGUCACAUAUUGAUUCUGACAUCUUUAGACUGGCUCCAGUGCCUAUUGAGUCCCAGUCCCACAACUCACUCCAUAUUGAACACACUUCCAAUUUCUGACCUCCCUUCCUUUUGGAAGCGGGACAAAUGAGGGUAUGGUUAAGGAAACCAUGGGACCAAAGUAGUUUAGUGAGGCACACGCUUCAAAAACAUAGGAGAAUUUUGAAGUUGAUACGGAAGUUGAUUGGAAGCCAGUGGAGUUGUUCUAGGAUGGGGGUGAUGUGGUGGAAAGAGGGGGUUUGGGAGAUGAUACGGGCAGCUGAGUUCUGGACCAGUUGGAGCUUAUGGAGGGAUUUCUGGGGGAGACCAAAGAGGAGAGAGUUACAGUAAUCAAUACGGGAGGUGACAAGGCUAUGUACAAGAAUAGAGGUGGUGUGGGGGGUGAGGGAGGGAUGGAGGCGAUUUAUGUUACGAAGAUGGAAGUAGGCAGUGCGGGUGGUGAUGUUGAUAUGGGAUUUGAAGGAAAGUGAGCCAUCAAGGAUGACACCCAGACUCUUCACCUGGGGGGAGGGGGAAACUAUGGAGCUGUCAAAUGAGAGGGAAAAACUGUCAACUUUGAGUAGAGUUGAUUUAGUACCAACUAAAAGGAUUUCUGUUUUAUUGCUGUUAAGUUUAAGGAAGUUUGAGGUGAACCAGGUUUGUACUUCAGAGAGGCAAUCUGUUAGGGAUGAGGGAGGGAGGAUGGAGUUGGGUUUGGUGGAGAGGUAGAGCUGGGUGUCAUCCGCGUAGCAGUGAAAAAUAAUAUUAAAUUUACGGAAAAUA